Vigna unguiculata (cowpea) is the source of this 1557-nucleotide messenger RNA. RefSeq names its product nod factor hydrolase protein 1-like. NCBI's taxonomy places the organism in Eukaryota, Viridiplantae, Streptophyta, Magnoliopsida, Fabales, Fabaceae. Gene Ontology annotation, biological process: carbohydrate metabolic process; chitin catabolic process. The record is from RefSeq and is a predicted model, not a curated record. Gene Ontology annotation, cellular component: extracellular region. Gene Ontology annotation, molecular function: chitinase activity; chitin binding.
AGAGAAUCCAUUAACAUUCUCUCCAACCAUGGACGGCUAUGCUCACAAUCUUUUCUUUAAGAUCCUCACACUUUCUUAGACCAACUUGCAUUACCAAUUAUAAAUAUGCAUAAAACCUAAGGAAUCAAUAACCAAAUUGCAUAGUCUCUAUUCUUCAAAAAUUUCAAUAACCAAAGUUUCUUCAUGGCAUUUCCCAACAUGUUACGAUUUCUGUUUUUAUCAAUUUUCUUUGUCAUAACCGUUACGAGUUCCACGUCUGACAUCAAAGCUAUAUACUGGCUUCAACAACCGCUUUUCCCUCCUUCAGCCAUAAACACAUCACUCUUCACUCACGUUUACUAUGCUUUCCUUGCACCCAACAACGCCACUUACCAACUCGACGUUCCAGACUCCACCGCCGCAACCCUCGCCACCUUCACCGCCGCUCUCCGCCCCUCCGUCGCCACUCUCAUAUCCAUCGGCGGCGCCAACUCCAACCCCGACCUCUUUGCCGCCAUUGCAUCCAACGCCGCCGCGCGCGCCGCCUUCAUCAACUCCACCAUCGCCGUUGCGCGCGCAUUCGGCUUCCACGGGGUUGACCUUGAUUGGGAGUUUCCCCGCACCGCGAACGAAAUGAAGGACCUCGGCCAGCUCUUCAAAGAGUGGCGCGCCGCCAUCGCCUCCGAGGCCUCCGCCUCUGCCCGGAAACCGCUCCUCCUCACCGCCGCCGUGUACUUCUCCGUCGAUUUCUUUCUUUCCACCACGACGUCGUUGCGAUACCCGGUGCGUUCCAUUAACGAUAAUUUAGAUUGGAUCAAUGUCAUGAGUUACGAUCUUAAUGGGCCGUGGAGUAACCGCACUGGGCCUCCUGCUGGGCUCUUUGACCCGAAAAGUAAUGCCAGUGUGUCCUACGGGUUACGGUCCUGGAUCCGGAGCGGGGUUGUUCCGAAGAAGGUGGUGAUGGGUUUGCCGCUUUAUGGGAGGACAUGGCAGUUACUUGACCCGAGUGUUCAUGGAAUCGGAGCUCCGGCUGUUGGGGCGGGUACCGGGAUUGAUGGUGCGAUGGCGUUGUUUCAGGUGUUGGAAUUUAAUAACGAAACGGGUGCGAAUGUGGUGUAUGACAAGAAAACGGCGUCGGUUUAUUCUUACAGUGGUAGUAAUUGGGUCGGGUACGAUGACCCGGUAACGGUUGCGGCUAAGGUUGGGUUUGCUCAAUCUCUUUAUCUUGGUGGAUAUUUCUUUUGGGCUGCAGGCCUCGAUACCAACGAUUGGAAAAUCUCAACACAAGCUCUAAAUUCAUGGAUGCUGUGCAUAAAUGAGAGGGGAAGUGUGAACUGAAACUUGAGCCUGUCACUUCGUGUUUCUGCUAUCAUUUUGUAUCUUACAGGGACGAUUUUAUUGGUCUUUCAACAUCGAGUAAUUGAAUUCAUUGAAUCACAGGUAGGUCACAAUGCCUUCAUUCAGCAAAUGAAUUAUUUUUCACCUAUAUUCCAUGUACAACAUAAAAUGAAAGGGAAAAAUUUCCCUGCUUUUAUGUAAAACAUUUUCUAUUUAUGUAAAACAGUAAGAGAUGUCUCA